ACGUGGCUGUAUUAACGCUUUGUCAUGACUCGCCUCGACGAACAGAACUGUGUGUAGUAGAUGGUUUAAAGUGGGGAUAGGCACAUGCGCGAUUCCAGUCUUUCCCCGAACCUCGACAAUUCUAGGCACCCAAAGAGCCAGUGCCACUCGAGAGGUUCACGUCGAUGAAUCGCUGCUGGUAGACGGUUAUUAUUCAAAGUUAUUAGUUUGAAAAAGUUUUAAAUUUGAGUUAUCAAAAAUAUGGUAGUGUUGGAAGGCGGCGGAAUGUUGUCAUCUUCAAGUAAUCAAUAUCUUCAACCGGAUUAUUUAUCUCCUUUACCAACAACGUUGGAUGCUAAAAAGAGUCCUUUAGCUCUUUUAGCUCAAACCUGCAGUCAAAUCGGCGCAGAUACACCAUCAAGUAAACCCUUGAUUUCCCCUCUUGAAAAAACAAAGAAGUCAUCUUCCUCAUCUGAUAAUCGUACUUCUCCGGCUUCAGCAAGAGAGAAGACUGAAAAAUCCGCACCUAGGAAUAGCCCAUCUGAGACUAAGUUAGCAUUUAAACCGUACGAGAAUAUAACUACGUCGAAGAAAACGGAAGAUUCCCGUCCUACUUCAAAGUCAAGUGUUCAUAAUUCUGACGCUGGGGAUUCAAAAUCUGAUAGAAAAUCGGCUUCCCCAGCUAAUAGUAACACAACAACUCCCGCUCCGGAAAAUGGAAAGACCACCCCAUCGUCCGACCGCAAAAGUACUACACCGUCGGCAAGAGGAGCCAGUCCGAUCAUAAGAAGUGGAUUAGAAAUCCUUCAAGGACACAAAGAAUCUCCUUUGGGGAGUUACAAACCGGGAUUACCCGGAUUAACCGCUUUACCUGGACCUUUGGGAUCAUUGUGUUGCCCUCCCGGAUUAGAACAUACAAAUCCGGCUUUUAGGCCUCCGUUUCCCGGCGGUCCGUUUUCACAUCAUCAUGCUAUGUUAGGAUAUCCUGGUACAACACCUGGACCUUAUUUGAGUUACGCCCGUGUUAAAACUCCGUCCGGUGGUGAAGCCUUAGUACCAGUGUGCAAAGACCCUUAUUGUGGCGGUUGCCAAUUCAGCUUACAUAAUCAGCUGAUGGCCAGUGGACAGUGUCCUAGUGGUUGUUCUCAGUGUGACCAUCAAAAGUACAAUUUGGCAAUGGCCAUGUCUUUAGUGCCACCGGGUCCAGUUCCGCCAUCAUCACUUUCUUACCCACAACUUGGAAGACCUUACGUUUGUAAUUGGAUCGUAGGAGAUACUUAUUGCGGAAAAAGGUUUGUCUCAUCCGAUGAACUUUUACAACAUUUAAGAACGCACACAAGCGCGUCGGAUGCGGCUUCAGUAGUAGCCACAUCAACAGCUUCUUCUCUACUAAAUCCGCAUUCGUUAUUCUCAUCAUCGGCGUUACACAGAUAUCCGAAUCCGCCGUUAAGCCCACUUUCAGCAGCAAGGUAUCAUCCGUAUGGAAAACCAACGUUACCAUCAACUUUGGGAGCGUCUCCAUACAGCGCUUUCAAUCCGACGGCACUCGGACCUUACUAUUCGCCAUAUUCAGUUUAUGGACAGAGGUUAGGUUCCGCCGCGGUUCAUCCAUAAAUUAAAAUUAAAAACAAAAUUAAACUUGGAUAAAAAUUACCCGUCGGUAAAACGUCGUGAAACGUAAACGUUCUAUACUGUGAUAUUGUAAAUAUUCUCGAAGUUUAAAAAAAAAAUAUUAAAAAAAAUUAAUAAAAAAAAAUCAUUUUAUUAUUAUUAUUAUUGAUUAAAAAUUAAUUAAUUAAAAUUAAUUGAAUAAAAAAAUUGAAAAGUGCAAUUUGACGACCCGCUUUUUGGCAAUAAUCGAACGGUUGAUAAGAAUGAAAGAAAACUGAUUGACGAAGACUCUGAAAAAUGUUCGUUCAAGAAGCCCUACCUUCGAUUCCUUCUUUUUUAUUACUGUCUAUUAUCAAACGUUUAUUAGUUUUUAUUAACUUGUAAGACGAUGUUGAAGUUCAAAAUAUGCUUUAAUAAAAAACAUUUGUAGAAUGAAA
This is a messenger RNA of Onthophagus taurus, 2027 nucleotides long. RefSeq names its product zinc finger protein no ocelli (gene noc). NCBI's taxonomy places the organism in Eukaryota, Metazoa, Arthropoda, Insecta, Coleoptera, Scarabaeidae. Gene Ontology annotation, cellular component: nucleus. The record is from RefSeq and is a predicted model, not a curated record. Gene Ontology annotation, biological process: negative regulation of DNA-templated transcription.